Molecule: messenger RNA, 1583 nt
Organism: Symbiodinium sp. CCMP2456
Lineage: Eukaryota; Dinophyceae; Suessiales; Symbiodiniaceae
Source: the annotation of a GenBank genome assembly
GUGGUACUGCAGCAUUUUAUGCGCUGCUGUAUCGACGUGGGAAGCAGCCAGAAGGCCUUCCCCGUGAUUUUUUCAUCGGCAAGGAUGUUGCCCAUGCCAGCGACGAGCUAGACUUCUAUGCCCGGCUUCGAGAGGCGGUGAAAGAAGGUGGGAGCUGGGCGGCUUUCGGCUGUAUGGCCAUGGCUUGCCCUGGCAUCGUGCGCUUGGAGUGUUUGGGUGCCAAAUCGCAUCUGCGGACCAAGCGGUUGCUGUUGCUCCUUGAGAACUUACGCCAUGGUUUUGAGCGUAUGCGGCUCCUGGAUGUGAAGCUAGGGGCCGAGACAUCCGUGGCAGGCUGGAAGGGAAAAAGUCGAUUGAAUGCGUGGAAGAAUGCAUGCGUGGACCAGCGAACGAACUCGGCUGUGGAGGGCUUCCGCCUCGAGGGCAUGGAGCUACCUCCACAGUCUCUCGAGAAGAGGAUUUUGGAGGUACUCAAGGCCAAGAGCACGGCCACUGCCAAGUACAUUUCACCGAAGGUCAUACGGCGUUUCACCUUGCAAAGGCUCCGGGCAGCUGACUUCCUGGAGUCAUGGCUGGACGUGUCAGAUCUGGGAGCUGGCGCAGAGCUACAUGCCCAGAAAGCAGCUUUGGCCACUUUCAAGCAGACGCAGCUAUUGCUCACAGCUGUGCUUGGUUUGGACGUUCCACAACAAUGGAUCGGCUCGUCUGUCGCUUUGGCCAUGGAGGUUGGCAGCUGUUGCUUGCAACCGCGGGUUGCGGUGAAGGUUUUCGAUUGGGGCCGGGCCGAGCUCAACACGUUAGACGACUUCAAUUCUUUGGCUUCUGAAGAGAAGGAGAGCCGUAGACGUUACUGGAAGCAGUACUUGCAAGCUCUGGCGCGUAUGCACUGGGAGUUGGGCCGUCUGGUGGCUCACCGAUUCUGUUGCCCCGCAUGGUCUGUCUUCGUGAUGGAGCUGCGGGCUGUCACGCCGGUCGUGCUACGUGCGGCCUUGCUGGGCGAAACCCUUUCAGCCUCUCAGGAGGUUCUUGGCAUGGGACUUUUCCAGAUGUCUCCAGAGGGCGGUCACGGAGAGAUCUCGUUGCCGCUGCUGGGCGCUGUUCGGCAGGAGACUCUGCUGGGUUCUCUCCGACUCCGUAUCGGCAUUCCAGUUCAUGGGAUCGGUGCUUGCUCCGUCGAGGUUUGCGAGACCUUUGACGUGGAGGUCGGCGACCUGUUUGGCUGCAUCGUAACUGUGAAAGUCAUUGCUUUCGAGCGGCCCGGUGAUGCGCGGAUGCACUUGGAGGCAUUCCAGUCUGGGUGCCCGGCUCCUCUACCACGAGGGCACGUCUGUUGCCGCAGCACUUCUCCGGCCACUGCGACACAGAGCAAGCUUGUCUGGCAGGACCAUUUGGAAUUUUAUGGUCUUGGAGAGGCUGCACAGGCGGCCGAGGCGGAGGUGCGGGGCUGCUUGGAAUCGCUGGGUGUGGAUUGUACGGGUGACUGGCUGGCUUCAAUGCCACCUUCGAUCUCGGAACCGGUCGCUUUGAUGGAGCAUGUCCCAAGCACAGCAUGUAUGAGGCUUUCCGAGUCGGGGGUUUCAUAG